Molecule: messenger RNA, 5850 nt
Organism: Closterium sp. Naga37s-1
Lineage: Eukaryota; Viridiplantae; Streptophyta; Zygnematophyceae; Desmidiales; Closteriaceae
Source: the annotation of a GenBank genome assembly
AUGGCGCGCGCUGCAUCCGCAGCGGCUAACGGCGGCUGUGGCGCAACGGCCUCCUCUAGCCGCGCGGCGGCGCUGGUGCUGGCGGUGAACGGGCGGCGCGUGGCGGUGCGCGACGUGGAUCCGCGCAUGUCGCUCAGCGAAUUCCUCCGCAGCAGAACUGCGCUCACAGGCACCAAGCUGGGCUGCGGGGAAGGUGGGUGCGGGGCAUGUGCAGUGAUGGUGGCGCGCUACGACCCGCUCACCCACACGGUGGACGACCGCUCGCUCAACGCCUGCCUGCUGCCACUCGCCUCGCUGCACCUCGCCGCCGUCACCACCGCCGAGGGCCUCUGCCUCUCACCGCUGCCACCGCACUCGGAGUCCCCUCCAGGGAGAGGUGCUGCCCCGGGUGCAUCCCCUGGUGCGUCUCAGGGCGCGGAUAUGGGUGCAGCUGACGGCGCAUGUUUCAACGCAGCUUCACAGCAGCAGCAGCGGGACCCGCACAGCUGCUACAAGGGCGGGCGGGCGGUGGUGCCUCACGCGGUGCAGCAGCGGCUGGCGGGGUUCCACGCGUCGCAGUGUGGCUUCUGCACGCCCGGCGUCGCCAUCGCCCUCUAUGCUGCCCUGCGCCGCCACCAAGCCUCUGCAGCUGGUGAGGGCGGGGGAGGGCAAAGGGCGGGGGUGGAGGUGGUGGCGGGGUUGUCAGAGGAGGAGGCGGAGCAGGCGAUGGCGGGCAACCUGUGUCGCUGCACGGGGUACCGCCCCAUCCUCCACGCCUGCAAGAGCUUUGCUGGCCGCACCACUAGCAGCGCAGGUGCAGGUGCAGGCGGGGCAGACGGCGCAGCAGCGGGAGCAGGAGCAGCGGGGCUGAUGGAUCUGGAGGAGCUGGGGUCGUGCGCUGCUGGCCGUGCUGCUGCAGUGGCGGGGGCGAGGGCGUGCAGGGUGGUGGGGCUCAGCGAGUUCGCCCCUGCUGCACCUGCUGGGGCGCCAGGGCAGGGCGGUGAAGGGCUGCAGCAGCGGAGCAAGUGCAGCGCUGAGUGCAGUGGGGUGUGCAGCGCGCGUGGCAAGCCCCUCCCGCGCUACAACCCCCUCUGCGACCCGCCCUUCCCCGCAUGGCUCAAGCUGGAGGCCCAGCAGCACGCCAGCAGGCAGCAGGGGGGCACAGGGAGGGGGGAGGAUGGCGUGGGAGAUGAAAUGCUGGUGUGGGAGCACUGGGAGAAAGCAGGGGUGGAGGGAGAAUCAGAAUUGGAGGGAGAAGCAGACGCAGUGGCCGUGGCAGGUGAUGGUAGUGACGGUGACGGGGCUAACAGUACAAGAGCUGGUGCUGAGGAGGCGGAGGGGCAGCAGGGGCAGGGACGGAGGAGGAGCAGGAAGGUAACGUGGGUGGCGCCCAGGAGUCUAGAGGAGCUGAGAACGGUGCUGCUGAGGGGAAGGCACGGAGGGAGCAAUUGUGAGAGUGAGUGGGGUGAGGUGCGGCUGGUGGCUGGCAGCACGGCAGCGGGUGUGUAUCCUGACCUGGCGCGCUCUGAUACCAUGGCGCAUGUGACCUUAGUGGACGUCAAGGGACUGCCGGACCUGCAGCGCGUGGCGUGGGAGGAGGGGCCUGCUGGGGAGGAGGGUGAAGGGGACGAGGGUGGAGAGGUGGGGAAGGAGCGUGUGAUGGGGAUUAGGUUUGGUGCGGCUGUGACUCUAUCGGAUGUGAUUGCAGUGCUGGAGGCCGUGGCGGGGAAGGGCGCUGCGGUCCCCGCCAGCACAGAGUACAGACGCCCUGUGAUCCACGGCUGGGAUGACGCCAAAGGGGAAGCAACAGCAGCCGCGGCGGCGGCGGCGGCGGCGGCACCAGUGUUGUCGCGAGUGGCGGCCCAUGUGAGGAGGGUGGCGGGGCCGCAUGUGCGCAACGCUGCCAGCAUCGGGGGCAACCUUGUGCUCGCUGUGUCUCGCAGCUCCUUCCCCUCCGACCCUGCCACUCUGCUGCUGGCCCUCCAUGCCUCCGUGCGCACCGCCACUCCCUCUCCCGCCCCCACUGCCGCUUCCACUGCCACCCCCCCGGCCUCUGUCUCUGCGUCUCUCCUUGCGAGCCUGGGGACUGGGAGCAGCCUGCUGGGUGCUGACACAGCAGGUAGCACAGCAGGCAGCGAUGGGUGGGUAUGGGAGGAGAUACCACUUGAGGACUUCCUUCACCGCUCCCCACUCCCUCCCACCACUCUCCUGCACUCCAUCUUCCUGCCCUGCCCCGCACCCCCUUCCUCCCCCCCUUCCUCCUCCUCGCCCUCCGUUGCCACUCCUGAGCUCGUGUUUGACUCCUUCCGCGCCUCUGCCCGCCCCUCUGGCAACGCCUAUGCCUAUGUCAACGCUGCCUUCCUCCUCUGCAUCUCCCCCUCCUCCCUUCCACCGCCCUCCUCCUCCUCCACCUCCUCCUCUUGCCCUCCCCCGCCCCCCACCAUCCUCUCCGCCUGCCUUGUAUUCGGCGCCUUCAACGGCCCGCACGCCAUCCGAGCCCGCCGCGCCGAGGCCUGUCUGCUGGCAGCCAAUGGCGUGCUGACACCUGGCAGCGUGCUGGCAGCGGUGCGGGCGGUGAGGGAGGAGGUGGUGCCCGCUGAGGGCACGAGGUGGGGGCAGUACCGCGUGGAGGCCGCUGUUGGCUUCCUCUUCUGCUUCCUCUCCCGCCUCCUGCCCCAGACCAACCUGCCCCACACCAGCCUGCACCAGGCGGACCUGCCAAGGAAGGGCAUAGGGAAUGGGGAUGGCACAGUGGGUGGCAGCAACACACGCUGCCCUGGGGAGGGUGGUGGCGCUACUGCUGGUGCUGACAGCACUGAUGGAGCGCAUGGCAGCAGCGGGCAGCAGCACGAGGUGAUGAGGGGCCAGCAGGUCUUCAGUGUCACCAGGGACGUCUUUCCUCUCGCCCUGCCGCUGCCCAAGCUGGGUGCGGACCUGCAGGCCACAGGUAUGUCGCAUCGCAAUGCCCCUCUUCCUUGCUUGUGCCUGCCAUUGUAUCUCCCUCCUCUCCCCCCACUCUCUCCCCCAUCUCCCUCCUCUCCCCCCACUCUCUCCCCCAUCUCCCUCCUCUCCCCCCUCUCUCUCCCCCAUCUCCCUCCUCUCCCCCCUCUCUCUCCCCCAUCUCCCUCCCCUCCCCCCUCUCUCUCCCCCCAUCUCCCUCCUCUCCCCCCUCUCUCUCCCCCAUCUCCCUCCUCUCCCCCCUCUCUCUCCCCCAUCUCCCUCCCCUCCCCCCUCUCUCUCCCCCCAUCUCCCUCCUCUCCCCCCACUCUCUCCCCCAUCUCCCUCCUCUCCCCCCUCUCUCUCCCGCAUCUCCCUCCUCUCCCCCCUCUCUCUCCCCCAUCUCCCUCCCCUCCCCCCUCUCUCUCCCCCCAUCUCCCUCCUCUCCCCCCUCUCUCUCCCCCAUCUCCCUCCUCUCCCUCCCCUCCCAGGCCAUGCCAGGUACGUGGACGACAUGCCAGCGCCAGCCGCGUGUCUGUACGCAGCCUUUGCAGUGGCCACACACCCCUGUGCGCGCAUCACCGCGCGCUGCUACGCUGCAGCGCUGGCCUCCCCGGGGGUGGAGGCGGUGCUGGACGCCUCGCACCUGCCGCCCGGGGGGGCCAACGUUGCCUCACUGCUUGUGGGGGCGGCGGACACGCUGAAGCCUUCGACAAGAGCCCGUUGAAGAUCAGCGGAGAGGUGCGGUCAGGCUCACAGCAGCAUUUCUACUUGGAGCCGCAGGCAGCGCUGGCGGUACCAGACGAGGGGGGCAGCGUGACGGUGCACAGUGCCACGCAGAGCCCCGAGCACACGCAGCAGGCCGUGGCGCUCGCCCUGGGGCUGCCCCUCUCCUGCGUGCGCGUCGUCACCCGCCGCCUUGGCGGCGCGUUCGGUGGCAAGACCGUUCAGGCCAGCCGUGUGGCGGUGGCGUGUGCGCUGGCAGCGCAGCGACUGCACCGCCCCGUGCGCAUGGCCUUGGACCGCAAGGCGGACACGGCCCUAGUGGGCGGGCGACACGAGGCGCGGGCUCGGUACGACGUGGGGUUUGACGGCACGGGGCGCGUGCUCGCACUGCGCGUGCGGGCCGUGCUGAACGGCGGCAGCAGCGCCAGCACCAGCUGCUGGCUCGCUGCCAACUAUGGUCCCGCUCUGGCGCAGUAUGCCUGGGGGGCGCUGGAGGUCGACUUCAGAGUGGUCAGGACGGACCUACCGACGCGCAGCCCAGUGAGGGCGCCAGGCGAGGUGCAGGCGGUGGUGGUGGCGGAGAGUGUGAUGGACCACGUCGCUGCUGCCCUGGGGCUGCCCCCCCUGCUCGUGCGUGAGCGCAACCUUAUCACCACCCACGCUCUCCGUGACUUCUUCCCCUCCGCCUUCCCUGCUCCUCCUCCUGCUCCUCCUGCUGCUGCCAAUCCUGCUGCUCCUGCUGCUCCUGCCACUCCUGCUGCAGCAGAGGGGGAGGAUAACGAGGAGGGGGAUGAGGACGAGGGAGCGAUAGCACAGCGGGUGUGGAGGGAGGCGAAGGCCCUUGCAGGCUACACCGAGCGUGCAGCAGCGGUAGAGGCAUUCAACGCAGCACACGUGUGGCGCAAGCGGGGCCUGGCCAUGGCGCCCGCACUCUACCAUGUGCCGCUGCUCGCCAAGCCCGCUCGCGUGACGGUGUUUGGCGACGGGUCGGUGGUGGUGGAGGCGGGUGGUGUGGAGAUGGGGCAGGGGCUCUCCACCAAGCUGCGCCAGGCCGCUGCCCUCGGCCUCAACGCCCUCUGGACCACCACUGCUACCGGCACAGCAGAUGCUGGUAUCAGCAGUAACAGCCGGAGUGGGAGCGGGACUGGCAGCGGCAACUGCAGCAGCGGUGGCAGCAGUGGUGGUGGCAGCGGAAGCAGCAGCAACGUAUCGGAACCGUGGGGGGUGGAGGUGUGGCGAAUGAGAGUGGUGGAGAACGACAGCCUGUCGAUGGGCAAUGCGGGAAUGACGGCUGCCAGCUCCACUUCUGAAGCCUCCUGUGCCGCCGUGCUGCUCGCCUGUCAAAAGCUGCUGCCCACGCUGCUCACCGCCAAGGCUGCAGCCGAGCAGGCCAAGGCAUGCCAGCGGGUGAAGCGGGAUAGCGGACUUAUUAAAGGGGAGUCACGAAUAGGAGAAGAUGACGUGGCGGUGGAGGAGGGUGACGUGGCGAGGUGGGAGGAGGUGGCAGCGCAGGCCAAGGCCAUGGAGCUCACGCUCUCAGCGCAGGCGCACUUUCAGCCAGACCCCUCCCACGCCUCCUACUUCACCUUUGGUGCCGCCGUCUCAGAGGUGGAGGUGGAGGUGUUGACAGGGGCAGUGGCAGUGCUGCGUGCUGACAUACACUAUGACUGUGCGCGCAGCCUCAACCCGGCUGUCGACAUUGGCCAGGUGGAGGGGGCGUUCGUGCAGGGGCAGGGCUUCUUCACCACGGAAGAGGUGCUGGUGGAGGAAGCUACCGGGAAGCUGCUGUCGGACGGCACGUGGGCGUACAAGGUGCCAUCAUUCGACACCGUGCCCCGUCAGCUCAACGUCUCCCUCCUGCAUGGGACUGCCAACAAGCAAGGCGUGCUCUCCUCCAAAUCAUCUGGCGAGCCCCCGCUGCUGCUCGCCGUCUCCAUCCACUCCGCCAUCCGCCACGCCAUUGCCGCUGCUCGCCGCCAGUUUGCCCACCCAACCACGCAAGCAGGCAGUGCAACUGGCAGGGUCCGGGGUGAGUUUGUGCGCCUGGACUCGCCCGCCACCAUGCCUGUGGUGCAGCGUGCGUGUGGGUCGCACCUGGUGGAGGCUUAUCUGGAGAAGCAGCUCGCUGCGUCUGCUGCUGCUGGUAUUGAUGCUGCUGACGGUGCUGGUGCUAAAAUCAGUGAAGCUGGUGCUUUUCGGGAUACUUAG